Messenger RNA from Caenorhabditis angaria, 36939 nucleotides. NCBI's taxonomy places the organism in Eukaryota, Metazoa, Nematoda, Chromadorea, Rhabditida, Rhabditidae. The record is from the annotation of a GenBank genome assembly.
AUGUUUUGCUGCCCACAGGUGAUUCAAAGUGUUCUCGUCGGCCAUUGAUCAUUUUGUAAAUGGCGGAGGAGGACCAUCGGAUCCUUCUCCAAGCCAACAUCAGCCACAGCAAAGAGAUCUAGAUGAAUAUUAUGACGGUGGAGGUGGCGGACCUUCCGAUCAAUAUUUUGUCGAUGAAUCCUCAAUCGACGACGAAUUUCUUGUUUCAGAUGCAAUGAGCAUGCGAUUGCUCUGUGUAACCAGUGAGUUAGCCGAAAUCGCCGUAUUUUCUAGAAAAUUAUUAAAUGAGCACAAAAGAAAAUGAGCACAAAUUCUGACGACUCUCCAAUCAUGCUCACUUUAAUUGUUUCAGUUAAAAAAGCACGACUACAGGGCACUGUUGGUGAGUUGUUUUGGCGGGAAAUUUGAAUUUUUCUCGAAAUUUUUUUGGUGUUGUGAGGUGAAAUAUUGUGCUUAGCAACCCGAAGUUUUUGCAUGUAAAUGUCCAAAGCAAAAAAAAUGCAUUAAUAAAUAAAUAAAUGAAAAAUGGAAUUAGACAACAUUUUUUAUGUUGCAGGGGAAAAAAGGGAAAUUUGGAGGGAAAAUUUUUCACUGUUUCAAAAAAUUUAUAUAAAUUUUGGAUUUUUCAAUUAAUUGAUCAUGUAUUUCGACAGAAUAAUGAAAAAAUAAAUAGUUUCAACUUUUUGUUCCAGAAAUAUUUGACUGUUUCAAAAAAUUCAUAUGAAUUUUUUUGGAAUUUUUCGAAAUUGAUCUUGUUGCAAGAAUAUUUGGAGAGUAGAAAAUGACCUUUAAAAAUUACCCGUAUUUUAUUUUGCAAAAAUUUCACUGUUUCAAAAUUUUCAUUAAAAUUUAUAGAUUUGAUGAUGAGAUUUUCUGACAUGAAAAAAAUAUCAGAAAUUUUUUUUUGUUCAACUUGGUUUUUGCCAACAAAAAUUGUAUUUUUCUAUGAUUUUUUCACUGUUUCAAAAACUUGCUAAUCUUCAAUUUUGAACUUUUUUUUCAAGCAAGGAAAUUUGAAUUUUAAAAAUUUUGAGAGUAGAAAAUGACCUUGAGAAAAAUUACCCGCAUUUUAUUUUGAAAAAAAUUCACUGUUUCAAAAUUUUCAUGAACUUUUCUAGAUUUCGGAGUUUUCAAUGUUGAAAAUUUGAAUUUUUUUUGUUCAACUUGGUUUUUCCAAUUUUUCACUGUUUCAAAAUUAUCAGAUAAAAAUGAUGGAUUCAGAAUUUUUCAAUUGGCGAUUUAAAUACAGAUCCAUGAACAAUUUUUCUUAUGAAUUUAUCACAUAGUUUCUUUUUUGUGCUAAAAAUUUUCACUGUUUUAAAAUUCUAAUUUUCAAAAAAAAAUUCUUGAUUUCGCUUUUCACUCAAAAUACUUCUGAAAAAUCUCACUGUUUCAAAAUUCUCACAUAUUUUUCAAUUUAUUUUUGAAACUGCUCAUGUAACGUUUUUUUCCGCAACUCAAAAAAAACUUGAUGUUUUGGUGUCAUUUCGAAACAUUUCCGUUCUUCUUUUUUCUUUUUUUUUUCACAAAAAACCCAUAAUUUCGCUUCACAAAAAGUUUUCCCAAAGGAUUUUCAACAAAAAAUUUUUUCCUCAAUUUUUCAAGGAACCAAAAAUUACAAGUUAACUCAUCUGGAAUUAAUUUUUCAUUGUUUUUUGAUUCCAAAAAACCGCAGAAAAAAUGAGGUUAAAGAUCAAUUUAGAAUUUGAGCAAAAAGUUAUUGUCUCUGACUCACUAAUGAAUUUUUUCUCGUUUUUUUUUUGAAAAAGAGAAAAUAAUUGCUCGACGAGUGGAAAUUAUUAUUAAUUUUUUGAGUUUUUUUCUUUGGAAAGUCCGGGGGAAAUUUGAAAAUUCAUUUAAAAAACAUAAUUUUGAAGAAAUUAACUUAGCAUUCUGUAUUUUCAUUGAAAAAAAUUCAUAGAAAUUUUGAAACAGUGAAAAAUUUAUUGUAUCUCUGGAUUUUAAUGUGAAACGUGUUUAAAAUUAAUUUAGUUGAAAACUAUUUUUUAAAUCGGGAAAUUUUUGGAGUCAACCUUUUGAAGUCAAUCAAAGUCGUCAUUACAUUAAAAAUAGGUUCAAAAUCUUUAUAAAAAUUUUGAAACAGUGAAUUUUUUAGGAGAAACUGAACAGCCCUUUUAUUUCUAUCAGUUCAGUUUUUGGUCGGAAAAUUUUAAUUUUUAAAACAAUUUUAAAAUGUUUCGAAACAACCAUUACUCGAAAAAUCAGAAACUGAACCUAGAAUCUUUGAAACAGUGAAAAAAUUAGCUUGAAAAUUUAUUUUUGGAAUCAACUUUUUCUAAGCUCAUUGUUAUAUGAUUGUUUGAAAAAUCGGUUCAAAAUAUUUGUGAGAAUUUUGAAACAGUAAAAAAAUAACAUUCAAAAAGAAUAAUCAAUUUAAAUUUUUCAAAAAGUUUCCUGAGCCUCGAAAAAAAUCAAGUUGAUUCCAAAAAAUAAUUUUUCAAACAAAUUUUUUCACUGUUUCAAAGAUUCUCGGUUCAAUUUCUGAUUUUUCCGAGUAAUGAUUGAACAUUAAUAUUGUUGAAUUAAAAACAGGUGAGAAAUAAAAAACUAGGUCAAGUGAUGUGGAUUUAAAAACAGUAUAGGUAGCCAUGUCGUCAGUUGCGAUGCGUGUGGGCGACACGUUUUUAGAAAUGAAAAUUUGGAAAAUCCAAUGGAAAAUAUCGAGGUCAACACGCAACGCAGAACCGCAUCGCGACUGACGACAUGGCUACCUAUACUGUUUUUAAAUCCACGUCACUUGACCCAGUUUUUUAUUUCUCACGUGUUUUUAAUUCAAUAAUAUAACAUUUUUAAAAAAUAAAAAAAAACUGAACUGAUAGAAAUCAAAAAGCUGUCCAGUUUUUCCUAAAAAAAUUCACUGUUUCAAAUUUUUUAUAAAAAUUUUGAGCUUAUUUCUCAAGCAAUCAUCAUUAUAGGCUCUAACUCAAAAAAAUGUUCUGAUUUCGAUUUUUGUGAAUUUUCAUUGCUCCAAACAAUUUUCAGAAUUUAUGUAUGAAAUUAAUUGUUUAGUUUUUUUUAAUUAGUUAUCCAAUUUUAUGAAAAAUGACAACAAAGGAUUGAAUUAAUAAAGUAUUAUCAAAAUAAAAAAAUUUGGCAAAAAAACGGAACCCAGAAAUUCAAAUAACACUCUUCCCAAGUACGGUGUUUCUUUCAGUCGCUGCGAGACCCAUAUGUGCGUCUUUGACUUUGUUUCUCUGCCCAAUGAUGUGGUCUCGAAACGGUGUUAGUGACGCAGAGGAAUACCGUACUUGGGGAAAUUGGAAUUCGAAUUUCUCGCUUCUCUUUUUUUGCCAAAUUUUUUUACUUUGAUAAUAUUGAAUUAAUCUAAUAAAUUUCAAAAAAGUCUCUACAAUUUCUCAAAUUUUUGAAACAGUGAAAAUUAAAAAAAACUCAAAAAAAAACGUGACGUGACCUCCCAAUUUUUGCCACAUUUUUUUUCACAAAAAAAUUCAAAAACCACUCAUUUCUAAUUUGUGUUCCGUCCUUGUCUUGUGAGUUUGUUUUUCUGAAUCUGAAUCCAAAAAAAAUUUUCCAAAAUCCGAAUAUUUCAGACGAAUUCAAUUCAUAUGUGACGGUCAAACUACAAAACGUGAAAUCGACAACAGUUGCAGUUCGAGGCAACUUGCCGUGUUGGGAACAGGAAUUCAUUUUCGAAACAAAUCGACCCGAUGAUGGAAUGGUGCUAGAAUUAUGGGCGAAAGGUGUUUUAUGGGACAAAUUGAUAGGUGUUCAUUUUAUGCCGUUAGGUGAAGUCAAAUUUAAGUGAGUUUUUUUUUGGUUCUGACAUGAAACAGUAUUUUUUUUUUGAUACCAGGAAGAUUGAUAUAUUAUUCAGGGGUUCACAAAUUUUCAAAAAAUAUUGGAAACUUAUUUCCUUCUUCAAUUUUUUCUUAAUUAUUUCGAAAUAUUGUUUUCUAGUUUCGAAUCACAAAAAUUUACAAAACGAAUUAUUUAUGAAAUUUUUGAAACAGUAAAUUUUUGAUAACCACACCUUUUUUUUAAUCAUUUUCACAGAUUCCCCAAAAAUUAUAUGAUUAUUUUGAAACAGUGAAUUUUUUUGUGUUUUUUUAGAUGGUUGAGCUGAGUUUUGAACAAUGUUAAACAGAAACAUAUCGUUUUCGAAAAUCAACCAAAAAUUUAUAUAAAAUUUUUGAAACAGUAAAUUUUCGAUAUAAUUUUUUGAAAAUUGGCUUGAAAUUUUGAAACCAGGAGACUUAUCGAUUCUAUUUAUGUAUAAAUAUUGUUGUUUUUUUCUUGAAACAGUAAUUUUUUGUGUUGAAAAUUGUAUUUUUUGUGAAACAUUUGAAAUGAUUCAUGCAAGAGCAGCAUCGUUUUCUCGAUUUUCCCAAUUGUUAUCUUAUUUUUUUGAAACAGUAGAAAAUUUGAACAAUUUUCUGUAUUUUUUCCUUGAAAAAAAUAUUUUUCGAUCUUUCGAAAAUUCAAAAAAUCAGAAAAUAUUUUGACGUCAAUUCGAAAAACACCUGUUCAAAAAUAAAUACAUCCCAAAUGUUUUCGCCAAAAUUUUUGAACUCAAUUUUUGUUGCAGCAAUAUCGCUGGUGCUGGUCAAUGGCUUCAAAUGGAUCACGAAUUGGAGACGAAAAACGGCCAAACAAUUGGAACUCGCGGACCAACUGGACAUAAUCUACUGGCUGAUGUUCGAUUCGAACUUCCGUUUGGUUAGUUUUGGGAGGGGGGGAUUUUUCAAGUUUUGAGGUCUAAAAAUGUAUUAUUUAUUUUUGAAACAGUAGGAAUUUUUAAGCAUAUGAGAAGCAGGAAUUGAAGAUUAAAAAUUGCAAAAAAAAUAUAUUAAUUUUGAAACAGUGAAUUUCUGGAGAACAUUUUUAAAAAUUUUUCAAAGCUCAAAAAUACACGUGGAUUUUUACUUGAGAAUUUUGCUAAAUAAACUAAUGUUUUUUGUUUCAAAAAAAAUAUUUAAAUUUUUCGAAACAGUGAGAUUUUUCAUAAUAACCAGGCCAUUGAUUAAAUUCUGAAAUUCAGAAUUUUUAUGAGAAAACUUUGAAACAGUGAAUUUUUCAUGUGAUUUUUUUACUGUUUCAAACUAUGAAAAAUAUUAAAAAAAAAAAAAAAAAAAUAUGAAAUUUGAUUUCUAGACCAAUACGGUGAAUAAUUUUCAUCAAUAAAAAAAUUCACUGUUUCAAAAUUUUCAUAAUUUUUCUGACGCUUUUUGAUGAAUCGUAAUUCAAUUUUUUCACAAGUUCAAAUUAAAUUUGAAAAAAAACAUUGACACGUGGAUUUUUAAGUGUUUCUCUGCGUCUCUAACCUCACUCUAGCUUCUCUAACACUCUGUACCUUCUCUGCGUCUCCCACCUUCCAGGGUUUGGAUUCUCUGCCUCUCACAAAACUCUAGUAUCUCUAACCUCUCUAGCUUCUCUAAAAUCUCUCGCUUUCUAACUUGAAGACCAGGCCAUUAAUUAAAUUCUGAAAUUCAGAAUUUUUAUGAGAAAACUUUGAAACAGUGAAUUUUUCAUGUGAUUUGAUUUUUAGACCAAUGUGGUGAAUUUCUAUGUAUUUUCAUCGAUAAAAAAUUCACUGUUUCAAAAUUUUCAUAAUUUUUCUUCCAAUUUUUUGUAUUUCAAUUUGGGACCAUUUUUGAUGAAUCGUAAUUCAAUUUUUCACAAGUUCAAAUUAAAUUUGAAAAAAAACAUUGACACGUGGAUUUUUAAGUGUUUCUCUGCGUCUCUAACCUCACUCUAGCUUCUCUAACAUCUCUCGCUUUCUAACUCUAUACACUAUUUUUGGCGCCAAUUUUUUGGUCUAUUCUGGUUCAAAUUGUUGUUGUUGUUGUUGUUUUCUUCUCCAAUAUUUCUGUCUAUUUUUUCCAGCUUCUUCCAUGUUUUUCCUCCUAUUUUUUGCUGUUUCUUUCUUCCCAAAGUCAGUGUCCAAGAGAAACGCAAAACAAAAAAAAACAAAACGAUGGGCUCGAUUCGUUUUCGCUGCUCGGCGUGCGCGCGCGAUAAAUCUUUGUGCCAAACCACCACACUAAUUACGAGACACACACUCGCCUUUUGCUCUUUUUUCUAGCUCUCGCUGUUUUUUUUCGACUUUUUUUUUGACUUUUUAUAGUUUUUUGGACGAAUUUGCGAAGUUGGUUAGAUACUAGAGAUGCUAGAGUUGUUAGAGACGCAGAGAAGCUACAGUGUGUUAGAGAAGCUAGAGUAAAUUAGAGAUACUAGAGUUGUUAGAGACGCAGAGGAUUAGAGAACCUAGAGUAAAUUCCAAAAAACCACCCUAAAAAGCUCUAGUUCUUCUAACUCUAGUUCAAAAAUCCAAUUUUCCAUUUUUUUUUCCCUCAAAACCCAAAAAAAGUGCGUUUUAUGACCCUCUCAAUUGUUUUUUCUUCCUUCUUUCUUCCAACUUUUUCUAGUUGGAGAAAAAAGAAGAAAAAACAGUAUGAAAAUUUUCACUGUUUCAAAAAAUGUUUUUAUUUUUUGAGAAAUUUGGAUUUUUCAAUGCUUGUAAGAGGUUGUAAGAAAUUUAUUUUUGAAAAUAUAAAAUUGGAAUUGUAAGAGUCUAGAAAGUCUGGGGCAAUUUUUUAAUGAAAUUUUUUGAAAAUUAUAUUUUUGUGGCAUAAAUUCAAGAAGCAUCAAUUUUUGAAAUUCCCUCAAAUCUUAGUUUUCCUCUGAAACAGUGGAUUUUUUAAAAAGUUUUUUUGUGAAUUUUUGAGAAAACAGAAUGACGGUUAUACUGAAAUUUAGUAUAAAUUCUAAAUUUUUUGUUUUUUUUUGAAACAGUGAAUUUUUUUUCACAACAAUUUUUCACUUUUUGAAUUUUUUGAUACGAAGAACUCGAAUACGGGGCCAAAAAUCCACGUUUGAAAAAAUGUUUAAAAAUUCCCACAAUUUUUGACUCAAAAAUUAUUCUUUUCCCAUUUUUUCUCCUACCAAAUAGAAAGAAAAACAAUGAAUAAUAACAAAAAAUAAUAUUUUUUCGUCUCAUUUUUUGGUUCUUCUUCUUCAUUUUUUCUUCUUCUAUUUUUGCUGAAAAAAUAACUGCUGAAAAACAAAAAAAAAACAGCGAAAAAGGAGAAAAAGAAGAAGUCGUUAACGUAUAAUUGCAUAUUGUCCUUCUUCGUUUUUUCGUCUCUUUUUUCUCGAUCCUUGCUCAUUUUUUGACUUUUCGCCAUCUUCUUUGUAGUAUAGAUAUCAGGUUUAACUUUUUUUUUGGAGCCAAACAUUUUUGAAAUAAAAAAUUUACACUGUUUCAAAAAAUAUAUAAGACUCUUGAGAACUUUCACAUUUUGUUAACAAAGUUUUGAAAAUCUGAAAAUUUCACUGUUUCAAAAAAAAUGUUAAAUUUCUGAGAAAUUUCAUUCAAAAUUGAUGAGCUUGUAAUUUUUUAACGCAAUUAUUUUUUGUGUAAAAAAUUCACUGUUUCAGAAAUAAAUAUAAUUUUUUCUGGAAAAUUUUGAAUUUGAUGAUCCAGAAUUUAGGAAAUAUGGAGUUAUAAGAAUAUUUUCCUCUGGAAAAUUUUGUGAAAAAAUUGACUGUUUCAAAGAAAACACAAAAAUUGAGAAAACUCAGAAAUUUGAUUUUUUGUAAAAUUAAUUUUAAAAUUUCCACGUGUUCUUUCACGCCUAAAUUUAUGAAUUUUCAAAUUUCAAAUGGGUCAUUUCGGGCUCCAAAAUUUAUUAUUUUUGAAAUUUUUUUUGAUCUCCUCUCCCCGCUAUUUCUUAGUAUAUCUAUCAAUUCUUAUUUCUUUUUCGUCUCUUUUUUUCUGCCCAAAAAUUCAGCGACUUUUUUUGUGUUGGAGAGAGGGAGAAUGACAAUUGAUUGAGUUAUUUACUCGCCUUUUUUGGUCUUAUUUUUUUCAUUUUUAUUUUAUUUUUGCUCUAUUCUUCUUUCUAGUUGAGCUAAGUUUUUUUUUGAUUUCCACGUGGAUUUCUCUCGCUUCAAAAUUUAUAUUUUUGAUUUUCUUUCUGAAGAUUCUUUGACAUUUUUGCUACUAAAAAUGAGUAACACUCGAAAAUGUAUUAAAUUUCCAAUUAAUUUUGAGUCGCGCGCCGAAAAAAAGCACGCCAAAAAUAAAAAUAUCAGAUUCUCUCACACAAGGUGUUUGUUUAUUAUAAAUAUAUAUCCAUAAUUGUUUUUCACUUUUUUUGUGGGAAAAACAACGGGUUUUCCGGUUUCUUUUUUGAAAACAUACAUUUUUUCCUGCAACGUAUAAGAAAAAAAGAGAAAAGUGCACUAGAUUUAUCACCGACAUUUUCGCAUAGGGAACUCGUGCGCCCGGUUAGCUCAGUCGGUAGAGCACCAGACUCUUAAUCUGGCUGUCGCGGGUUCGAGCCCCGCAUCGGGCUGAUGCAAAUAUUUUUGUUUUUUUUCCCAAACAAAAAAAUACAUUUUUCGAGUGUUAGUCUCAUUUCUAAUAGCAAAAUUGUAAAAAUGUCAUUUCGAAUCUUGAAAAAAGCAAUAACGAGCUGAGCUGAGAUUGAGCCCCGCCGCAGAAUAGCAGAAAAAUAAAAUAAAUAAUAGAAAAACCAAGGCCGUUUUUCAUCGCGAAACCCAUGUAUUUGACACAUUUUAUUUAUUCAUUUCAUGUCUUUUUUUUCUAUUCCGAGCAGAAAAAAAGAGCAUUUUAGAUAUGUAUAAACACGAUAUCAUACGUCUUUUUUUUUCGAGAUCUCUCAAAAGUCCGCACUUUUUUAUUGAUCCAAAAAUUUUAUACAUCUCUAGCCAGGUUAAACUAGAGUCUAGUUUGACUCACCCUUAUUCAUUAAAUCAAACUACAUAAGAACAGUUUAUCUCUUUUUCCCCUGUCACUCUCUCAUUUUUCCUUACUCUCUUGCUCAGAAAAACAAACGUGGCAAUUCAAAGUUUGAAAAUGUCUGUCUAACAAAAAUUUUCCCGCCCUUUUUUCAUCGUUCCUAAACGAAACAUUUUCUUCUGCUUCUUCUUUUCUUUUGUUGUGUCGAGCCCAAAAAAUUGAAUUAUCAAAAAAGAUUUUCGAACAAAAAAACGUCUUUUUUUUCCAGAUGCUCAAGGUUGUGACGGCGAAUCGAAACUGCAAGCAUUGAAUCAGGAACAUUUCGACAACGAUCAACUGGCGGCCAAUUCACAUUACCAUAGAGCGCCUUUUAAUCAUUGUGAGUUUUUGGAUUUUCAACAAAAAAAACCCAAAAACCUAAAUUCUUUCAGCCGGGUUGAGCGAGGAUAGCGAUUAUACAUCCGACGUGUCGUUUCCCAUCAAUCAUCAAUUGCAUCCCAAUUCCUCAGCACAUCAAUACGAAUCACAUUUGCAUCCACAUCGCAGCAAUCGCAAUUCGCUGUUUCAUUCUCGUGACGCGACAGUGAGUGAAAAUUUAAAAAAAAGUUUGCUCGCAUCGGGGUUCGAACCCGCGGUGCAAAACGUGUGUGAUUGUGAGGCGCGUGUGUUAGCCACUUGUACACGCGUGCUUGAAAAAAUGCGAUGCGAUUUUUAUAUUUGAGAAGCGUCUUGCAAAAAAUAACCCGAUUAGACGUUGCAGGCGAGUUAUGAGGACGAAGAAGACGCGUAUCACGCGAGAAACAAUCAUCAACAACAAUAUUACAAUCAGGACCAAUACGGUGAGUUUUCUGGGGGGCAGGGGAAACCGGGAAAAAUGGAUAAUUUUUGAUGGAAAAUCCCAGGGGGACAAGAGAAGUGCAAAAAAUAUUCCGUUUUCAACUAUACUUUCGUUUUGCCUUCUUUUUUUCGAGAUGGAAAAAAAGAUUCAAAAAUCACAUGUUUCAAAAAAUAUGAGGGUCCCAAAAAUCCUUUCUUUUUUGUGUUCAAAAAUUAUUUUGUGACGUGAAAAUUUUAAAUAUUUAUCUGAUUUUUGCCGCUUAGUUACUUCGGAAACACAUCGAAUUUCAAAAAUUCCUCAGAAAUCUUACUUUUUCUUUGAAACAGUGAAUUUUCCACGGCGCAAAUUUUUUCAAAUUCCAAUUUUUCUCUCAGACUCAAAUCAACAAUACGAGGACACGGUGACUCCGGUUCGCGAAUUUGACGAUGGUGGCGAUGAGCCACCACCCAUUAAUAAUUAUUAUGGCGGAGGUGGCGGCGGUCCAUCGACUUCUCGAGGCGGAUAUUCUUCUUCAUCGACGAUGAUUGAAGAUGUAAGUGGAACAUCAAAUGGUGGAUUGAUUAUGAUGAUGGCUGGAGCUGGAGCAUCGAAUGGUGGAAAUGUGAGAAAUGAUCCGAUUAUUGAGCAUGAAGAGCCUGAAUAUGGUGAGUAUGGAAGAUUUUUGGAUCUAGAAUUUUUUCACUGUUUCAAAAAUUUUUUUAUAUUUUUUGAAACUUUUGUAAAGUGGUUCUCGUGUACUUUGAUUGUGAGGGGAAUUUUUUUAAAAGAAAUUUUACUGUUUCAAAAAAUUCAUAUGAUUUUUGGAGGCUUGUGAGAUUUUGAUAAAUUGCAUAUGAUUUUCGUAUUCCAAAGAAAUUACCUGUUUCAAAAAAAUUAUAUAUCAUUUUGAGGCAUUUUGAGAAAUUGCUGCAAGAAAAAAAUUGAGAAAAAAUUUCACUGUUUCAAAAAUAUUGUAUAAUUUUCACUGGUUGGAAAAUAUUCAAUAGAUGAAUUCUUCUUAAUGAUUGAGAAACUUUGAUUUAUGAUGUACCAGUUUUUGUUAAUUUCUAAAUUCUGUAAAAAUUCCACUGUUUCAAAAUUUUAACAAAAAAAACUAUUUUUCUGGAAAACUUUGAUGGUAUUUUCUUCUAACAAAAAAAUGAUAUAUUUUUUUACUGUUUCAAGAACUUGGAUAUUCAAAAUUCAAGUCUUAUUGAACUAAAAAUCAUGAAAAAAAAUUUUAUUCUCAAUUUUUUCACUGUUUCAAAUAUUGUAAUUUAAAAAAACCUUGAAAUAAAAUCGGUAAUAAUCUUCUACUGACGAGUUCAAAAAAAAAUGUUCACUACAAAUUCAUUUUCAGUCUACAACAAUGGAUAUAAAGAUGAAAUGGACGAUGAAGAUCAUUUCGGUCACAAUCCAACAUAUUCCGAAGAUGCUCAUUUUAGUGGUGGUGGAACAAAUCGAAUUGAAGACGAAUAUCGCGAUGAAUAUAAACAACAAUAUCCGGGAGAAUAUUGGAAUGAAUCUGCUGCUGAACCACUUUCUUAUAAUAGUCGGCCGCCGAAUGGGCAUGUUAAAACGUGGGUUUUUGUUUUUGGGAAUUGGAAAUGGGGGGUUAUCCAAAAAAUCACUGUUUCAAAAAUUAUUCAAUAUUUUUGAAUUUUUGAAUCUUAUUAGUUGGAUCUUUCCAUAUUCUUAUGAAUAUAAGAGGCUUUCAUUUUCAUUAUUUUUAUUUAGAAACAAAUAUUUUCAAAUUCUUCCGGAAAACUGUACAUGUUCAAAAAAUAAUCAAAUUUUGAUAAUAACCAAAAAAAAUUCAAAUGUAUAUUAUUUUUGCAAAAAUAGUUGUUUCUCUUUCUCAAAAGCUUCCACAUCAAAAAAAUUCCAGUCAAAAGCUUCCAAAUAAAAGACUAUCAUUAAUUAAAAAGAGGGUAGAAAAAAUGUAAAUUUUUCAGGAAAUCCCAAAAAAUGCACAUUUUGGAAGAAAUAAUAAAGAAAAUGUAAAUUUUUUGGGGAUUUCCUAAAAAUGUACAUUUUUGACAAAAAAAAAGAUGAGGGGUCACGAGAAAACAAAUAUUUCCAUUCCGUUUCUUAUGAAACUGUUUCUGGGAAAUGAAUGUUUUCAUUGAGCGUGAUGCCCUACAUUUUUAUCUACACGCGAAUCAGUUCGCACUCUCUCGAUUAUUUCAUUUCUGCUUCUCAAAAUACCAAUAAAAAGCAGACUUUUUCCAUGUCUGCAAUUUGACGUGAAAAUAAAAAAUACAAAUGUAAAUUUUUAAGGGAACCCUGAAAAAUGCACAUUUUUUUGGAAAAAUUCUUCACGCAAAAUGUCAAUUUUUCGGGGAUUUCCUAAAAAUGUACAUUUUUUCUAGAUGUUUUCAUGAAACAUUUAUUUUAAAAUGUACAUUUUUCGGGGUUUCCUGGAAAAUUUACAUUUUAUUUUGUUGUUAAAUCUCUUUGUUCCCCAACAUCAAGUUUAUAAAUCCUCCUUAUUAAAAACAUUUGAACUUAAUACAAAAUAAAAACAUUGAAGCAAGUGAAAAAAUUGGAUUUGAAAUUUUUUAAUGAAUAAAAAAUAUUUGUUCGAAUUUUUGUACAUAAUUUUAGAAUGUACGUUUAUUUUGUAGAUUUUAAAUGCUCGAUGACAAUUGUACAAGGAUUAAACAAUUUUCAAAAAAUUUGAUGAAGUUAUCCGAAUAAUGAAAAUUAAAGCCUCUUAUAUUUUCAAAUUAAAAAAUUCACUGUUUCAAAAAAUUUUUAAAUAUAUUUUUCAAAACUAAUAUUCAGUAAAUUUCACACACAACUUACUUAAAAUGAAAGAAUUUUUCUCAUCUAAAAAAAUUCACUGUUUCAAAAAAUUUAUAUAAUUUCUUUGAAACUCUCAAAAUUAUUCUUUUCACAAUUUUCAGAAAUGAAAAAGUAUUCGAAAAUUCAUGAAGUUUACUUUUCCCGUACUAAAAAAUUCACUGUUUCAAGAAAAAAUAAAAAAUAUAGAAAAUUUUUUAUUUUUCCCUAUGAUAAAUUCACUGUUUCAAAAAUAAUAAACAACUUUUCAAGUAUGUUUUAAAAUCCAUUACAUUAGCUUUAGUUAUUAUUCCAAAAUUCAAAAAAAAACUUCACUGUUCCAAAAAGGAAUUUUCUGAAUUUUAUAAAAUUGUAUCAGGGAAUUCCAAGAAUAAAAACAUUUUCCACAACAAAAAUUUCCCUCAAAACCCUCAAUUUUUCCAGCGGAAUCCCCAGCGCUUCCUCAUCUCGCCCAACAUCUUCACAAGCUUGGAAUUACAAUGAUGACGCACAUCCAUAUGAUGAAGUUGAUCGAGGUUCGAGAGUCUCAUUUACACGAACUCCCUCAAUUGAUAAACCGGAUAAUCGAAGAAGUGAUAGUGGAAAUGGAUAUUAUGAUGAUUAUCCGAAUGAUAGGUUUGUGAGACGGGGGGGGGUUUGGAGGAAAGAAGACAUUCAUUUCAUCACUCGAAUAUUUCAAGAAUUAGUUUUGAAAUAUUUUUGAAACAGUUGAUUUUUUAUUGAAAAAAUUGCAAUUUUUUAAUACAUCAACAGGAGAAUUAUUUAUGAAAAUUAUGAGAAAAUAUUUGGUACAAAGUUGAAACAGUGAACUUUUUUUUGUUAUAACCAAUGUAUUGAAAUGUAUAACAGAAGAAGUUAACAGUUUUCAAAAAAGCAGAAAAAUUUUUAAUGAUAAUUUUGAAACAGUGAAUUUUUUCUCAAAAUUUUAUUUUUUGAGAAAAAUAUUGUUUCUAUGAUGGAAUUGACACUAUUUUCAAAAAUUCGAAAAAAAUUAUUAGAUAAUUUUGAAACAGUGAAUUAUUUCAUCAGUGUGAAAAAAAAAAUUUCAGAACUUUUUCAUUUAAAAACAAAAAUCAGAAUAUUUUUCAAAGAUGUUAGAUCAGAAAAAUUCCAGAAUCAAUAUGUAUUCAUGAUUUAUUAAUUUUUUGAAACAGUGAAAUUUUCAAAGUUCAAUAAAAUUCAAAUUUGUUUUGCAGUUCCCGCCGCCCCGAUUCUCACCACAAUUGGAGAUAUGAUUCGAUUCAAGAAGAGGACAAUGAAAAAGAUAAUUGGCGUCAAAAUGUGGAUUCGUAUGAGACUGAAAAUGCUUCGGAAAAUCGCGAUCAUUUGGGACCACUUCCAACUGGAUUCGAGAAUUCGCCGCAUGGAAAUGAUAUUGUUAGGUUGGUGGAUGGAUUUUUUGGGGGGAGAGAAUGCCACGUGGCACAAAAUUGGUUCAAAUCUAUGAUAGUUCGUCAAAUCUAUGAUAGUUCGAUUCAUUGAAAAUCUGGGAAAAACUUUAGAAAUUGAAAAUUUUUUGAAACAGGGAAAUUUAUUCCACAACAGUUCAUUUUUUGAUUCAAAAAAUUCCGAAUUGAAAAUUUUUUGAAACAGUGAAAUUUUUGGAAAUUUUUUCUUGCAAAAUGAAAUUUUCCACGUGGCAAAAAAGUUUUGAUUAGCAUUUUGGAAUAUAUUCAGAGAGAACUAAUCGAACAGAAAUCUUGAAAAUUUGUAAAAUUUGAAAUAUUUUUGAAACAGUGAAAAAAGAAUGUUUUUCGCCACAUUUUUUUGGGGGGAGGCAAAUUUCGGCGGUUUUUGGCCCAAAAAUUGGUUCAAAUCUAUGAUUGGAUUUUUUUCAUCUAUUCAUUGAAAAUCUGGGAAAAAAUUCAGAAAUUGAACACUUUUUGAAACAGUGAUUUUUUUUUCCAUUUUAUCGAUCAAUGUACAAAUCGAGGUAUUCAAAAAAAUUCCGAAUUGAACUUUUUUUUGAAACGUAAAAAUUUUUGGAAAUUUUUUCUUGCAAAAUGAAAUUUUCCACGUGGCAAAAAGUUUUAAUUAGAAUUUUGGACAAAUAGAGCGAACAGAAAUCUUAAAAAUUUGUAAAAUUUGAAAUAAUUUUGAAACAGUGGAAAUUUCUAGAAUUUUUUUUGCCACGUGGCAUCCCAGAAAUUUCAAAUUUUUUUGAAACGUAAACAUUUUUGGAAAUAUUUUUUGUGAAAUUUUCAAAUUUGCCACGUGGAUUUUUGGUGCCAAAAAAAAUUCGAGAAUAUUUUUUUAUCAAUUAGAGAAAAACUGAAAAUCUCAAAAAUUUUCCGAAUUUUCAGAUUUUUUUGAAACGUAAAAUUUUUUGGAAAUUUUUUGUUUGGCGCCAAUUUUUUUGCAUAUUUUGAUGCGAAUGCGAAUUGAAAUCUCGAAAAUUCCAAAAAUUUCAAAUUUUUUUGAAACGUAAAAAAUUUGGAAUAAAAUAUUUGACCAGCUGUUUUUUCUUUGAAUUUUGCUCCCAAACAUUUUUUUUUCACUGUUUCAAAAUAUGAUUGAUGAACCUGAUUUCUAGUUUUUAUGACUAUUUUUUCGCCAAUCAAAAUUUGGAAAUUUUCGCCCCAAAAAAAUGCAGAAGUUACAAGAAUUCGAGUGUAAAUUAAAAAAAUUUUUGCUUGAAAUUUUUUUAUCUGAAAAUGUUUCAGCCAAACAAUUGAGGAGGAAGAGGAGAAGAAGAAUUUUCAAGAAUUGUGGCAUUGGGCCUAUAAACAAGUGUGCUCAAAUUUGGGUUUUAAGGUUAGUUUUGGUGGGGAUUUGGGGGCCAGAAAUGGGUCCGGGCUCAUUUUUUACCCCUGGGACAGAAUUUGGGGCCCCAGGCUUAUUUUUAGCCCUAUUUUGGCCCCCUGAGCCAUUUUUGAACCCUUUUCCAAAAAUAAACAAGGAAAUAUCGUCUUCUGGGAAUAUUUUUUGAAAAAAAAGAAAAUAAAUCAAAAAUUUUUGUGAGCGUGGGUUUUUCUUUUGUUUCGAAAAGAGUUGACAUUUUCAAUUUACGUCAAAAUUUUUCCAAUUUUUUUGUUCUCAUUUUUUUUUCAUUUCUAACCUAAAAAAAUGUUCUCUUUGUUUUCAUUUUCGCGCAUGCAUUUUAUUGAUUUUUUGUGAAAAAAGAAGAGAGCAGCUUUUUCCCGUUUAAUUAGCAAAAUUUAUUUAUAUAUGUUUUUUUCAGUUUUUUUUAUUCAUCUGCGGUUUUUUCUCUGAGCAAUAAUUCACGUGGAAAAACAUAUUGACGCUGAAAUUUUUGAAAUUUUUUUUGAAAUUAUUUUUUUGAAGCUCGCCUGAUUGUUAACAUUUUUGUGAAAAAUUUUCGAAAUAUAAUUUUUCUUUGAAACAGUGAUUUUUUUCUAAGAAUUUAGAAGUUUGCCGGAAAUUUGGAGGACUUUUUCUUGGAUUUCAUUUUUUUCCAUGCUGAAAACAUUCUCUGUUUUAAAAAUUGUCUGAAAACUCUGAUAAAUAGAAAAAAAAAAUCCAGUUGAACUCUAGAAUCUGAAUUGACAUCCUCAACGUUUUUCAGAAUUUUUGAAAAAUCAUAAGGAAAUUUUGAAACAGUGAGAUUUUUUUUGUUGCAAAAUUCUUAAUUUUCCCCCGGAAAUUUGAAUGAUAUUUUGAACUCUCUGAAGCAAAAAGAAAAUUGAUUACAAUUUAUCAGAAGUCGGAUUUUUUUUUUGAAAAUUAUCAUUUUACGUAUUGCCGAAUUUUGUUCAAAUGAAAAUUUUAGGGAAUUUUUGAAACAGUGAAUUUUUUCUUGUUUUUUUUUACUGGAGACAUUUUGAGUUUCUCCGAGCGAAAUUUGUUUAAAAAAUAUUUUAAUUCAUGUAAAUUUUGAAACAGUAGAUUUUUUGGAAUCGAAAAAUUCUGAAACUGACAUUUUUCUGUAAAUUAUUGUUUUAGCUGAAUUCCUCUAUGCAUAUUUAAUUAAAUUUUCCAAUCCAAAAAAUAUUACGUGAUUUUUGAACCAGUAGAUUUUUUUUCUCGAAAACCACAAAACACAAAAAGAUUAUUUUUUCUUCAAGCGGAAAUUAGAAAUCUCUUUUUUUUUGCAGCUGAUUUUUUUUAUCAAGAUUUUUUUCUGAAACCUAACCUACAAUUACAAAUUUUCUGAAACAUGUAUAAUUUGUAACCCGGGUUACAAAAUUAUAGGUUUCCAGAAUUUUCAGCCUCCUCAACUGAAAAUUUUUUUAACCAACCAAAAAAUUUUUGGUGCCCUGGAAAAGUUCAAAAAUUUGUCCCAAAGGACACAUUUUCUCUGCCAGAAUUUUUUUGGGGGAUUUCCAAAAAAAAAGAAAAUUUAACGACUUUUGUGGUGGCUUUUUUGGCCACCUGAUUCAAUUUUUUCUUUAAUUUUAUUUUAUUUGGCACACGGAUUUUUGGCUCUAAUUUUUGUCAGAGAAACUUUGUUUUUUGACUUGGAAAUGCCAAAAAACAUGAAGAAAUUUCUCAUUUCCUGUCGAUUUCCGGAAAAGACCAGAAAUAUUUUUGAACGAGAAUAGAGAUUGUUUUUUUUUGAGUGAAGAAAUUUGGAUUCAGAAAAUGCCAUUAAAAAAUUUUACGUAAUUUUUCACCUGGAAUUUUUUUUUUCGAAAGGUUCUAUUUUUUACUUGGAUUUGAUUCAAAUGUCGAUUUUUGAAACAGUGAAUUUUUUAGAGUCAUAACAGGUUUCUGAAGUUUCGAAAAUUAUUUUUUUUUCGUAUUGUUACAUAUAGCUUCAAAAUUAUCAUCCGAAAACUUAGGAGAAUUUUGAAACAGUGAAUUUUUUUUGACAUACUUUCAUUAAUUUUUUAAUUGGAAAGUAAGCUCAAAAUAUGCUUUGAAAAUUAUCUUUUUGUUUUAUUUUUCGUGGCACAAAGGAAAGAGUCAUCAGCUUUAAUAAUUCUUCCAAAGAUUAAGUAGAAUUUUUGAAACAGUGAAUUUUUUUCAAUAACUUUUUCUCCGAAAAAUUAUUUAAUUUGGAUGUUACAAUAAAUUUUCUAAUAAUUAUUCCCAAAAAUCCACUGUUUCAAACAUUUCUUAUGAAAUUUCAGAAUAAUUUUUGAAUAAUGAAACCUUUCAAAAAUGAAAUAGCAAAAUAAAAUCUUGAAGUUAUAACAAGUUCUGAAAUUGAUUAAUAUUCUCUUUCUAGUUCUAAAAUACAAGAAAAAAAAUUACAGAUUCAUCCAAAAAAUUUCAAAAAAAAAUCUACUGUUUCAAAAUUUAUUAUAUUUAUUUAUUUGAUAGGUUUUCGAUUAAUUCUGAAAAAAUUGUCAAAACACAAAGAAUUCCCUCAUUCCACGUGGAUUUAGCUCAAUUCUCCAGAAGUUUUUGUUCAUUCAUAACUUCACAUUCAAUUUUUUGUGCUCCUGGUCAUGCGCGAUGAAUUUUCAGCACCACCUAAUCAAAUUAUUCAGCUCUUUUUCCUCCCUUCUUCCUUUUUUUCUAGCCUAGUUCUCCCUUUUCUUCUGAAUUUUUCCGUGUUUUUUUUAGCGAAAAGUCACGCCUCUUCUUCUUCUUCUUCUUCGUUUUUUGAGCCAAAUGCUCGGCGAGCCGUUACAUUUUCCUCGCCGUUUUUUUUCGCGCCAUCCAUAUAUAUUUUCAUUUUUUUUUCAUGGAUAUAUGUUUUUUUGUAGUGCCACCGGGUUCCAUUGUUAUUUCAAUUGGCUGCGAGGUUUUUGAGCUAGGAAAAAUUGGAAAAAAUUCACUGUUUCAAAAUAUAUUUUGCAACUUUUUGGUAACAAAUUGCUCAAGAUAAUUUUUCUUAUGAAAAUUUUGAAACGUACAUUUUUAGGGAUAAUUAUUACUGUUUCAAAAAAGGUAUUACUAAAUUUUUGGUAAAUUCUUUUUCAAUUCGGCUAGCAAUCUUUGUAAAUUUUUAAAACAGUAGAUUUUUCUGAAUUUUUUUUCGCCAAAAUUGUGUAAAAUGUUUCCAAUCCGCCGAGCAAUUUCAGAAUUUCACAUUUUUAUCAAAUUUAUUUUUUGAAACAGUGAAAAAUUCAAAGAAAGGUCAACGAACAAAUCUAAAUCAAAACUUUUUUUUUAUCAAACUUUUGAAACAGUAGAUUUUUUCAAGCCCCUUUUUUUUACCAAAUAUAUCAAUUUUCCCACUUUUUUAUAGUUUUUGAACGUUUUUCUGAAAUAGUAAACAUUGAAAAAUUUAUCAUUUGUUAUCUCUGUAUUUUUUUCUCAUUAUAAUUUUGAAACAGUGAAUUUUUGAACCUCGAAAAAUCAUUAUUUUUUGAAAUUUUCAAGAAAAUUGUGAUUUUUCGUAUAAUUUUUGAAACAGUAGGAAGUUUUUGAACAAAGAAUCUAUAGUAUUAUAACGAAAUCCAUAAGACUUUUUUGAAACAGUGAAAUUUUCAAAAAACAAUUUUUCAGAGAAAAUAAUAACUACCAACUGUCAUUUGUAAAUUAUAUUUUUUAAUUUGAAUAUUUUUCAAACAGUGAAUUUUUUUCCACAUUUUGAAUCAACGAUGUUAAUCAGCGAUGUUUAUUAGUUCGAAAAUUCGCAAAAUUUCUUUAACAAAAUUUUGAAACAGUGAUUUUUUUUUUGGCUACAAAAAUUUGAAAUUGGUAUACUUCCAAACAUCGAAUGCCAAAGCUCAGUAAAAAAUUUUCAUUAAAAAAUCCUGAAACAGUGAAUUUUUGUGUUCUCUGAAAACUCAACCAAGAUGUCAUAAGUCAUCCUAUUUUUAGUGUUUUUUUCUGAAAAUCUCUGCUUAUCUGCAAAAAUCUCUUGAGAGAAGUUAUCCUAACUCUACAUAGUUCCAAAAAUCAGAAUGAACUCUUAUUUUUUGGAUAUCGCAGAAAAUUCUCCCCAGGAGGCCUUUUUUCUAUAAUAAUCGUAAUAAGGAUACAAAUUUUUUAGAAUACAAAAAUAUUUUUUUUGAUAUAUUUUCCAGUGGAAAAACUCUUUGAGAAGCUUGUGGUGGUGAGAAAAAAGUUCAAUUAUUUUUCUCAUUAUUUUUUUCAUCAUCAGCUCUCAAAACUAAAAUGAAAAUAAAAAGUUCAUGUGUUGUUUUUCCUCUUUUUUUUCUAUUUAUUUUUGGGUUCUCCCAUUCAUUUUUUAUUUUAUUUUUACUUUUGCUCAGGGCUUUUUUUAGUGCUCCAAAAAUUCUUUUUUUUUUUCAUUUUUCCGCCAGCUCAUUAAUAUUUAUUUAUGAAAAAAACACAACACAAAAUUUUAACUACAAAUUUUUCUUGGUUAUCGAUUUUUCUCCGAGAAAAAUUGGCUUCAUUUUCCAUUUUUUUUUUGAAAAAAAAAGUUUUUUUUUCAUUUUGUUGUGUUUUUUCUGCUCCAGCUUCUUCCAGCAAAAAAAAUGAGAAAAUCAAAUUAUUUUUUUCGCGCGUCAAGAAUUUUUUUUCCAUAAAUUAGAAAAAAAACUCUUGAAAAGAAGAUCUUGUUUUCAAGAGCGAGGUACUGUAGCUCUGCGUCUCUUGAUCUCUAAUCACUUGAUUUUUUGGAGCUCUAGGUGUACUCUGCGUCUCUCGCUAUCUCAUGUUCUCUAGCUCUCUGCGCCUCUCGAGGGAUUUUUGAUCUCUAAACACUAGAUUUUGCAGUGUUCUCUGCAUCUCUCACUUUUUUUCAUGUUCUCUAAUCUACUCUCGUUUCUCUGCUCCUCUCAUUUUGUCAUUAUCUCUAAGCGUUCUUGUUCUAUAGCUUCUCUGUGUCUCUCUAGAAUCAAUACUCUCUAACUUUCUCUAGUCGUCUGCACUCUCUUCAAGUAUCUGCGUCUCUCGAAAUUAUUGUGGCUGUAUUACUGCCUGCGUCUAUAAUUGCCCACUCUAAGUGUCUGGACUAACUUCUCUAACCUGCUCUCGUCGUCUGAUUCUCUUUAGCUAUCUCUAACCACUCUCAUUUCUCAUCAGUUACUCUAGUCGUCUGUACUCUCUUCACUAGCCAACUUUUGUUGUCUGCAUUCUUGUUCUCUAACCUCCUCUCGUCGUCUAAGCUCUCCCUUUUCUCUCACUUCCAAGAUGUUCCAAAUUGAUGUUGAACCUGUCAAAAAACGGCAAAGAACCUCUUGAGAAUCGGAAUAUUUUUGUCUUCUUGUGAAUAUUUUCCUGGUUUCUGUGUGUGUAGCAAAAAGGAAUAGUUAACUAUUCUCCACGGAGCUGACUAAGAAGAAAAAAAGUUUUUUUUCUCAUUUUCGCCUCGUCGUUUUUUUUUUCUGGUCCGAGAGUUAUGAGAAAAUGAAAAUAUUUACUAGAAAAAAUAUUUUUUCUUUUUUUUUUUUUUUUUUUUGCUCUGCUCUGGAUUGAAAUUGGAAAUUUGAUCAGAAGCUUUUUUGUUUUUUUUUCAACCCUGAUUCAAUUUUUCUCCUUUCUCUGAAAAUUUUUUUAUAGACAAAAAAAAAUAAUAAAAGGGCAUCUAUAAAUAAUUCUGAGAGCCUAUUACAGUAGCCAAAAUUGUUCCGUGUUUCGUUUCUCGAAAAAAAAAUUUUUUUUCUGCAAUCCUAUAAUUAUUUAACCUUACCCUAUUGUCUCGAUGUGCCUUGCUCUUUUUUUUUUUGAAAAAAAAAGGAAAAUUUUUGCUCCGAGAGCUCUAGAAGCGAAAAAUAUUGUUUUUUCUUUUUUAUAGAUUUUUUUUUUGCUUUGCCUAUGAAAUUUUUAUUUGGGUCGGUGCAUAAUUUGGUAUUUGUCUCUAUGACUUUUCUCUUUUUCGCUUUCUCUUCUUUUUUUUUUAGUUUUUUUUCGAACAAAAAGAAAAAAAUUUGAUACUAGAAAUAGCAAGAAAUUCGACACGCUUUUAAAAAUGCUAAAAGCUUUUUCUGGUUCCUGAAAAAAAUUGAAAUUCUGUUUUUUUGACGUUUGCUCUUGUGGUGUAGGGGGUAGUGGGUUUGAUUAGAGAGUUAGAAGUGCAGGGAUCAAUUCCUGGUGCCUGCGGUUUUUUUUUCGAAAUGAAAAUUGGUUGGUGUAGUGGUAACAUCACUUGUUGUUGAGUUAGAAACCUGAGUUCGAUUCCUAGUGCCCGCAAACUUUUUUUUUGAAUUUCUAUCUUGCCACGUGGCUUAGUAGGUAGUGGGUUUGAUUAGAGAGGAAGAGGUGCGGGGAUCGAUUCCUUGUGCUCGCGAACUUUUUUUUUGAAUUUUUAUCUUGCCACGUGGCUUGGUAGGUAGUGGGUUUGAUUAGAGAGUAAGAGGUGCGGGGAUCGAUUCCUAGUGCCUGCGAACUUUUUUUUUUGAAUUUCUAUCUUGCCACGUGGCUUAGUAGGUAGUGAUUUUGACUAGAGAGUUAGAAGCGCAGGUUCGAUUCCCGGUGCCUGCAAACAUCUUUUUUCCCCCAAGUUUGUAUAAUGUUUUUAGUUAGCUCAAUUUCAAUUUCAAUUUUCAUUUUUUGUAUUUUUCUCUGCUCUCUCUCUCAACUUACCCCAACUCAUUUCUCAAACUCUAGAACACGUCGUCGCCGUUCUCUCCAAAUCAAUCGAUAAAAUCAUCAGACGAAAAGAAUCUGUUGCAAAAUCUGUUUUUGUAUCGACCAAAGUCGUCGUCGUCGCCAAUUCAAAAAGAACAACAACAACGAGAGCAGACGACGACGACGACGACAAAUAAAUAUUUGAUGGUCAAAAAUGAUAACAUGAGCAAUGGAAAUGCCAAAAAUCAUAAUAUUAAUAAUAAUAACAAUAAUAAUCAUGUGAAAAUUGUUGCUAGCUCGAUUGCGAUCAAGAAGAGAAGCUUGUAUCAGGAUUUUGAAGAUCGAGGAAGUGAGAGGAUCUAUAGAACUUCUUUAAUGAAUGUGACUUUGGAAAAAGUCACCGCUGUUGAGGAACCAAGCAUUGUUCGAAGUAUUUCCUAUGCGUUACCCACAGAAAAUUCACCGGGAAGAUAUCGAACAUCGAUGAAACCAUCGACAUCUCAAACUCCACCUCUAGCCCCCACAACAUCACAGCAACAAGCUGAAGCAAAUCCUCCGAAAUCGGAUUCUUGUGAUCCGGUUAAGCAACUUCUCACCUUCUCCAAGUCAUUUAAGAAAGUUCGACGGGUUCGAUCAGCAAUGCCAAGGCGAAGAAAACGGAAACGAGUGAAAUUGAAAAUCGCAAAAUCGUGUCCGAAUUUGUGGAACAUCGAGAAGACGCCGAUGAUUCAGCGAUCGAUGUCGCUCACUUCGAAGGAUAAGGAGAAACCGAAGAAGUUGGAGGAUUUGCCGCCGCCGCCGCCGAGGAGGAAAUUGGUGGCUCAGAGAGCUGAAAGUGAUUCGAAGACGACGGGAAGGAAGAGGAAUUUGUUGGAUGUUUAUAAAAAUCGAAAGGUUCUGGGAAAUUAAUGGGGCUUUUAAUUAAUUAGUGGUGUUCAAAAAAAAUCAAUAAUUCCCAGAAGACGAGUUUCCUUGACAAAAAAAAUGAGGUCCAAACUUUUAGGCUAACAAAUCUUGCGGGCCUUAUUUUCAGGCUUUCAAAUUCAGGCUUAACUUUCGGGCCUAAAUUUCAGGCUCAAAAUUAAUAUCUAGUUUUUUGAAUCUGAAGUUUGAGGCUCAAAAUACAGGCUCAAAAAUCUUUUAGGCCUAAUUUUUUGGAGCUAAUCUGGGAUCAGCCUAGGCUUUUGCCACGUAAAUUCUUCAGGCUGAGAAUCAAUCAAUAUUUUGAACGCCUUAAAAAUUUUCUGAUGAAAAAUCAAUCAAUAAUUCGAUUCUCAAUUCAAGUGAAUUUCAAAUUCAAUCGAUAAUUUCAGAUUGUGUUCAAGAUUUAUCAGAAAUUUUAUGAAGUUUUCAAAAAAAUUGAUUGAUCUCUUUAAUCCUCCAAGAAAAAUCAAUAAAUUCAAAACCUUAAAAAAUCAAUCGAUAAUUCAAAUUCAGAUAAGACAAAAUUUAGGUCUAAAAUUAAAAUUUGAAAAAUCUGAAAUUCUACCUUUAACGACUUUCAAGCCUAAAAUAUGAGCCUGAAUUCAAAAAAUUGAUUGAUCUCUGUAAUCCCCAAAAAAAUCAAUAAAUUCGAAACCUAAUAAAAUCAAUCAAUAAUUUUUGAUUCCCAGAAAUAUUUAUCAAUCAAUAAAUCAAUCGAUAAUUCGAAUUCAGAGAAGACGAGUUUCCCAGGGGCUUUUCAAAAAUCAAUAAUUCUCAAAAGACAAAAAAUCAUUUUUUAAUACCCGUAUUAAAAUUGAGUCCUAAUGAUAAGGGGUCAAAAUAGCCCCCUCCCCAAAUCAAUCAAUAAAUCAAUAUCCCCCCCAUUUUUUUCCAGAGCACAGUCCUCGAUGGUAAUGGAAGUAUGGCUGCAAAUGCAUUUUAUAAAUCGAUCGAUGCGGCACCGAAUAUGAAUGUGGCAAGAACGAAGACGAGUAUUCCGCUGGUUUCUGAAUUGGUCAGUUUUCUCGAGAAUUUUUGAUGAUUUUUGUAGUACAUCCGUUUUUUUUUGAUGAGUGACUUUGUAGGGGGAUUUUGGGAGGGACAUGAAUUUAAUUUUGAGGUCUUAGGGACCUUAGGAACCUUAACAAGAUUUUCAAGAGAUUUAGAAACCUUAAUUUAAUAUUAGAUAUUUCAGGGGAUAACUUAGGAACCUUUACGAGCUCCUGAAGAGUUUUAGUAACUUCAGAAAAUUUUUUAAGACCUGAAUCUAAAUACCUAAGGAGCUUAGGAAUCUACAGUACUCUUUAAAGGAACACAAUCUUAUUUUGAAUUUCAUUUUUCAAAAUUUUGAAGCUGAAAAUACAGUACUCCUUACAAAGAUUUCGAAAAUUACUAUCUUAUUAUCAAAGGUACAUACAGUAAUCCUGAGAUCUCCUAGCCCUACAGUCCCUAUUUUUCUAGACUAACAAAACUAAAGGAACAUACUUUUUCGUUUCGGGACCCUUAGCGUUUUUUCUAACCUACAGUACCCUCUCAGAAAUUUAAAGGAACAUGUCACUUUCACACACUCCACUCACUCAUUUUUCACUUCUCUCAUUCUUCUAUCACACACACCACUGAUUUUAUUGAUUGAUUUUUCAAUCUCACUUCCCCUUAGAACAUACCGUGUGCGUGUGUGUCUCUGACUUCUCUAAACUCUCUUCUCUCUCUAUCACCCAAUCAAUAAUUUAUCGAUUUCAGGUUUUAAAGGUAAGUAUCACAUCACUCACCACUUCUUCUUCAAGAAUGAAAUUUUUUUUUUUUGAAAAAAAAAAUUUGAUCGGUAAAAUAUGCUUUUUUUUAAUUAACUCGCUUAAGUUUUUUUUACUAACUCUAUUUUCAGUUUUUAAAAAUUAUUUUCAGCAUGAAAAAUGCUUUUCCAAAAAUUUCAAAAUUUCUUGGCCCGCUUUUCAUUUUGCAUGAAAGUUUUCUCUAACAAUUUUUAAAAAAUGAGUUGGGAAAAAUUUACUGUUUCAAAGUUUUUUGAUAAUUUUUGAGGGGUUUGGGAAUUUUAUUCAUGAGAAGGAAUAGAUUUUCUGUAACUAUGUGACGUGGCAAAUUUUUUUCAGAAAGUGUUUUGAAUUUUCAGAGAAAAUUAGAGUUGUUCUAAUUUUUUUUGACGUACACUUCUUAAUCUGAAAAUUAUCAAAAUUUAAUUUUUGAACAAAUUUACUAUAAGGUUUUCAGACAAAAUUCUGAAAUUCGAUAAAAUUCAAAAAUGAAUACAAUUUCCACGUCACAGCUGGGUUUUAGAUGAAAAAAUUCAUAAAUAUUUUUUCAUGACUUAAAAAAAAUUUUUUUGCCACGUCAUAACUUAUUUUCAGAAAAUACUCGUGCAAAAAAAGUUUUUUUAAAAAUAAAAUAUUAUAAAAAUUUCACAUCAAAUCCCAAAACUUCUUAAAAAAUUCAAAAAAACCCUUGAAACAGUAAUUUUUUUCACUUUUCCAAAAUAUAAUCUCUGUUUUUUUUUUGCAUGGCAUGCUUUUUCAAUCAGCCUUUUUUUUAAAUUUUCCAGCCAAAAUCCGGUCAUUUUUAUCACACACACACACUGAAAUUUAUCUGAAAUUUUCAGAUUUCAAGUUUUUUGAAUAAUAAAUUUUAGCUUGUUGUGUGAUAAAAAUUGACCUGAAAUCUUGCUCUCCUCAAAAAUUCCCCCGUUAUUUUUCCAGACAAUGGCAACAAAAAGAGCACAAGCCGGGCUCGCCAACGCUGCUCGAACAACAUUCGCCGACACCGAACUCAAAACUCACGUCUAUCGAAAAACCCUUCAAGCUCUAAUCUAUCCAAUUAGUUGUACAACACCUCAUGCAUUUGCAACAACCAAUUUUCAAACUCCAACUUGGUGUUAUGAAUGUGAAGGUCUUUUGUGGGGAUUGGCUCGACAGGGAUUGAGAUGUACACAGUGUGGUGUGAAGGUUCAUGAAAAAUGUCGAGAAUUAUUAUCGGCUGAUUGUCUUCAAAGAGCUGCUGAGAAAUCUUCGAAACAUGGAGAAGUCACAGAUCGAACACAAUCUUUGGUAGCUGUGAUCAGAGAUCGAAUGAAAAUUCAGGAAAAUAAUAAACCCGAGAUCUUCGAGAUGAUUCGAACGGUAUUCGAUGUUGAAGAAAAAACCCAACAAGAAACAUUGAAGCAAGUGAAGACUUCGAUUUUGGAGGGAAGUAGCAAAUGGAGUGCCAAGAUUACGUUGACGGUUCUGUGUGCGCAGGGUUUAAUUGCAAAGGAUAAGACUGGAAAAUCGGAUCCGUAUGUGACGGCGCAGGUUGGGAAGGUGAAGCGGAGAACGAGGACUAUACAUCAGGAAUUGAAUCCGGUUUGGAAUGAGAAGUUUUUCUUGUGAGUUGAGGUUUUGGGCGAUUUUGUGAAUCUAGAUUUUGAAAUUAUUGAUUUCAAAAAUUGUGGAAUUUUUCUUGUUUGCAAAUCUUGAUUAAUCUUCAUUAGCAGCUCUCAAUAAUUGCUAGAAAAAUUCAUGUUUGUUUUGAAACAGUGAAAUUUUUAUCUUGAAAAUUUGGAGGGUUAUCGUCUAAAAUAUCGCUGCCAAAAUAUUAAUAGAACAUUUAAGCAAUUUUUGAAACAGUAAUUUUUUGAAGAAUUUUUUUUGUGGAAUUUCAAUAAUAUUGCACGAUCAACAAAAGAAGCAGAUUCCAGAAAAUUAAAUUUUUUUAAAGAAAAAAAUUGAAACGUAUUUUUUUUCGAUAUUUUUUUACUGUCUCAAAAGCUUUCGAAAAUUUAUGCAUUUUUUGAAACAGUAAAUUUUUUUGGACUUUUUUUUACAAUUUUUGAAAGUCUGAAUAAUUAUUCGAACUCAUGAACUCAUGGAACCAUCCCAAAACUUCUAUUAAUAAGUUUAUGAAAUUUUUGAAACAGUGAGAAAGUCCAAUUAAUUUUGAAUAUAUGCCCUAUGAUAAGUUGACAAACAAUAGCAUCUUCUUUUUCUGAAAACUAAUUCAUAAAAAUUUUGAAACAGUGAAAAAUUAUGACAACUCCAAAUUUUUUGUUGUAAUUUUCAGAUUUCAUCAUUCAAAAUAUCCAAAAUUAAAUUUAUUGAAAUUUUGAAACAGUGAAAAAAUUCGCUGUAUUGUUGAUUUUCCAGUUUCAAAAUUGGUGCGAAAUUUGUUAUUUAAUUUUUGAAACCGUAAAUUUUUCGAGAAAAUUUGAAAUUUCGAAUUUCACAAAAUUAUUCGAACUUUUUUUAAUAUUAACAUCCGAUUAACCUGAUCACAAUACCACCCAAAUUUACAAAAACCUUGAAACAGCAAUUUUUUUGCAGUGAAUGUCACAAUUCAACGGAUCGAAUAAAAGUGCGUGUUUGGGACGAGGACAACGAUCUCAAAUCAAAACUUCGCCAAAAACUCACUCGAGAAUCCGACGAUUUUUUGGGUCAAACAGUCAUCGAAGUUCGAACAUUGAGCGGUGAAAUGGAUGUUUGGUAUAAUCUCGAAAAACGAACCGACAAAUCAGCGGUUUCCGGUGCAAUUCGACUUCAUAUUAGUGUGGAGAUCAAAGGAGAGGAGAAAUUGGCACCGUAUCAUGUACAGUAUACUUGUCUUCACGAGCAUUUGUUUAGUGUUCAUUGUGUUGAUGAUGAAGUCAAGUUGCCGGAUGUUAGAGGAGAGGAUUCGUGGAAGAUUUGUUUUCAAGAUACUGGACAGGAAAUUGCUGAUGAAUUUGCGAUGAGAUAUGGAAUUGAGGCGAUUUAUCAGGUUGGUAGCGGGAUUUAGAUAGAAUAUUCCACGUGGCAAAAGCCUUGGAAGUUAGAGACACAUAGGGAUAUACACUCGAGCGGUGAUAGCUAGAGAGCACAGAAUUGUUAGGGACGCAGAAAACCUAGACAGCUAGAGAUUCCAGGAUUGUUAGAGACGCAGAAAACCUAGACAGCUAGAGAUUCUAGGAUUGUUAGAGACGCAGAGGGAUAUACAUACACUAGCGCGGUGAUAGCUAGAGAGCACAGGAUUGUUAGAGACGCAGAAAACCUAGACAGUUAAAGAUUCUAGGAUUGUUAGAGACGCAGAAGAAAACCUAGACAGCUAGAGAUUCUAGGAUUGUUAGAGAUGCAGAAAACCUAGACAGCUAGAGAGUACCGGAUUGUUAGAGACACAGAGGAAUAUACACCAGCGCGGUGAUAGCUAGAGAGCACAGGAUUGUUAGAGACGCAGAACACCUAGACAGCUAGAGAUUCUAGGAUUGUUAGAGACGCAGAGGCAUAUACACCAGCGCGGUGAUAGCUAGAGAGCACAGAAUUGUUAGAGACACAGAACACCUAGACAGCUAGAGAUUCUAGGAUUGUUAGAGACGCAGAAAACCUAGACAGCUAGAGAUUCUAGGAUUGUGAGAGACGCAGAAAAGCUAGACAGCUAGAGAUUCUAGGAUUGUGAGAGACGCAGAAAAGCUAGACAGCUAGAGAUUCUAGGAUUGUUAGAGACGCAGAAAACCUCGACAGCUAGAGAUUCUAGGAUUGUGAGAGACGCAGAAAACCUUGACAGCUAGAGAUUCUAGGAUUGUGAGAGACGCAGAAAACCUAGACAGCUAGAGAUUCUAGGAUUGUUAGAGACGCAGAAAAGCUAGACAGCUAGAGAUUCUAGGAUUGUUAGAGACGCAGAACACCUAGACAGCUAGAGAUUUUAGGAUUGUUAGAGACACAGAGGGAUAUACAUACACUAGCGCGGUGAUAGCUAGAGAGAACAUGAUUGUUAGAGACGCAGAAAACCUAGACAGCUAGAGAUUCUAGGAUUGUUAGAGACGCAGAAAAACCAGACAGCUAGAGAUUCUAGGAUUGUUAGAGACGCAGAGGGAAUUACACUCGCUCCGCUCGAGCCGCUACGCGGAAGCUUGCGGAAAAUUUGAAUUUUUGAAAAUCGAGUAUUUACGAGCAACCAUUUUUUGAAAUGUUCAUGAAUGUAAAUUAUCAAAAAAUCCCAGAACCCAAAAAAUUAAAUUGAAUUUUUGAAACAGUGAAAAAAUUUCCUGAAAAAUGUAGGUUUCAAAAUUUUUAUACUUGGGAAUUUUCGGAAUUGGUUCCUGAGUAAAAAAAAAUUUUGGCGCCAAAAAUCCACGUAACAAAAUUGUUUUUCUUUUUUUUUUUUUAAUUUUUGAAAUUCUUACAAUGAAAAUUUGGGAAUUUUCGGAAUUAGUUCUUGAAUUUUCGCGCCAAAAAUCCACGUUACAAUAUUUUUUUCUGAAUUUUCAAUUUUUGAAAUGCUUAGAAAUUUACAUGAUUUUUUUUUCAAUAUAUGAAUGUAAAUUAUCAAAAAAUCCCAGAACCCAAAAAAUUAAAUUGAAUUUUUGAAACAGUGAAAAAAUUUCCUGAAAAAAAACCUACAGGUUUCAAAAUUAUUUUUUAUGAAAAUUUGCGAAUUUUCGGAAUUGGUUCUUGAGUUUUAAAAAAUUUUCAAUAAAAAUUUGGCGCCAAAAAUCCACGUAAAAAUAUUUUUUUCAGGCCAUGACACACUUCGCAUGUCUUUGCACAAAAUACAUGUGUGCCGGUGUUCCAGCUGUUCUCUCAACUCUUCUCGCCAAUAUUAAUGCGUGAGUUUUUUUUUGUCUGAAAUUUGAAACUUUCUGGGAAAAUUUUCAACUCAAAGAACCAGGUCAUUUUAUUUUCUUUCGAGAAAAUAUUAUUUUCCUAGUAUUUUUCUUAAAACUAUAAAACAUACUAACAAAAAAGCGAAAAAAAUGCCACAAAAUCCGUUGAACAAACAAGAAAAGUAUUAAAAAUAGAUGAAUAAUUUAUAUUUGGUCGCUCCAUUUUGCAGAUACUACGCACAUACAACAGCAACUUCUGCUGUUUCAGCACCUGAUCGAUUUGCGGCCUCGAAUUUUGGAAAAGAACGAUUUGUGAAGCUGUUGGAUCAAUUGCAUAAUAGCUUGAGAAUUGAUUUAUCAAUGUAUCGGGUUGGUUUUUUGAAGGGGAGGCGAAGAGAAGCUAGACGAUUAGAGAUGAUAAGAUUGUUAGAGACGCAGAGGGAUAUACAUUUGCUCCGCUUGAGCCGCUUACGCGGAAUUUCCCGGGGGCUUCGCGCAAGAUAGCUAGAGAAAAUAGGUUUGUUAGAGACGCAGAGGUUCUAGGUAGCUCUAGACGAUUAGAGAGCACACGAUUUUGAGAGACGCAGAAAAACAAGACGAUCAGAGAACGUAAGAGUGCUAGGCAGCUAGAGUUUCUAGGCUAGUUGGAGACGCAGAGGGAUAUACACUCGCUCCGCUCGGCGCUUCGCGCAAGAUAGCUAGAGAGCACAGGAAUUCUAGAGAAGCUAGACAGCGAGAGACAUUUUUCAAGCUUUAUUAGUAUUGUUGAGCUAAUUUUGAAACAGUAGAAUUUUUAAUAGUCAAGAUACAACGUCGAACGUUUCUCACAGAUCAAUCAAUUUUUUGGAAUAUUUUUGAAACGUAAAAAUUCCGAUUUUUUAAUGACAUUUUGGUUAUUAUUGCACAGCAUUUUUCCAAGCUAGCGAUUUUUUCUUGAGAUAAUUUUGAAACAGUAAAAUAUUUUUGAGAAAUUUUUUAGAGAUCAUUGUUUGAAAUUCACAAUUUUCCAAAGAUAAAUUAAUUUUCAUGACCUGAUUUUGAAACAGUGAAAAAUUUAGUGUUAAAAAAUUUUUCUUCCGAUUUUCGUACUGAACCGUAUUUGAAAAAAUAUGUUUUAAUCAUUUUUUUAUUUGAAACUUCCCAUCAAAUAAUCAAGUUUUCAAAAUUACAUGUAAAUUUUCAUGAUAAUUUUGAAACAGUGAAAUUUGUUGAGGAGGACUGUCAAACGUUUUUCACACAUUAAUUUAUUUUUUGGGAUAAUUUUGAAACGUAAGAAAUCAUGGUUUUUUAAUGUAAUUAUAAACGUUUUUAUAAAUCAGGGAUUUCCUUUUGAAAAUAUUUGAAACAGUAAAUUUUUGGCAUUGAAAAUGAUGAUCAAAUUGAAAUUUAUGAACGAUUCAAAAAUUUGUGAAAAUUUUGAAACGGUUAAAUUUUUUUACACCAUCCUUUCUACUGCUCAACAGUUCUCGAAGUUUAUGAAAUUAUUUUGAAAAUUUUUUGAAACAGUCAAAUUUUUUAUGAAUAUUUGAAGAUUCGGAAAAUAAUUUCAAUUUCCAAAAUUUGAUUUUUUAUACAUUUUAUGAUUAACUUAACAAUUUUGGCUUUUCAAAAUAUUUUGAAACAGUAAAUUUCAAUCGGUGCUAGAAGUUCAACUGAAUUAAAAACUAAAAAUUAUUCUGCAGUUUGUAAAAAUUUUGAAACAGCAAAUUUUUUUCCCCCAAAAAAAUUCAUAUUUUUCAUUCUCCCCACGCAAAAGUCCAAAACCAAUUUUAUUCUUCUUCAAGUCUCAAGAAAAAAAUUAAUAUAUGAAUAUAUUAAUAAUAUCUUCUUCAUAUUUUCUUUUUUUUUUCUCCUAAUCGUUUUCAUUUUCACACUCCAAAAGAGGAUGCUCCUUUUUUCUCUCGGAGCACACGGAAAAAGAGCUCAGUUGCUCGGGCGACGGAUCUUUCAGGAGUUUUUUCCCACUUUCUUAUAUUUAUUUGAUUAUUUUUUAUUGAAUAGUCACAAUAUGAGCUCGAAAUUUCACCAAACAUAAAUUUAGAUUUUCACCCCACAGUUUCAUGUUCCCACAAAGCUCAGCUGGGUAGCCUUUUGCUUUCUAAUCUCGUGUCGGGGGUUCGAGCCCGGGUGCGAGCUGACGUGUUUUUCUAAUUUUAUUUUUAGAUUUUCUCAUUUCCCAGCUGCAAAAAAACCAAUGGUUGCUAUAAUAAAUCCAGGCAGCCCAAAACACAUUUCAAAUGGGAUUAGAAUUUUCCUCUUUUCCUUUUCUUCCUCCCAAAAAAAAGCGAAAAUGUCAGGGGAAAUUCAAAACCUUUUCGGUUCUCUCAAUUUACGAAAUGAAAUAGGUUUUUCUCUUUGUUUCAAGCACUAUGUAGACUCUAAUUCUUUUUAUUUAUUCGGUUCAAAAUAGAUUUUUGAACUUUUCUCGGCAGCAGAAAAAUUGAUGUUGUCAAAAAUGCGCGGAACAGAGCGAAAAAAAAAUAAAAUAAAUGUUUGACACAUGGGAAAAUGUGUGUGCACUUUUUGCUCUUUUCUAAAAAAAAAAAGUUCCUUUUUUGAGCUCUCACAGCCCUAAAGUGUUUUCAUUUUGCAGAAUCAUUUUCCAUCUUCAUCACCCGUCAAAUUACAAGAUCUCAAAUCGACCGUCGAUCUUUUGACAUCAAUCACCUUCUUUCGUAUGAAAGUGAGUUUUUUCCGGGGAUUAUUUGAUCUCUCUUGUUUUGUUUUUGGUCGUCGGAUAAUCUUUUGAUUCAUCUGAAAAGCGCAAAAAUCAAAUGAAAAGCGUACGGUUUUUCAAAGGCGCAUAAUUGUUUGUGUAUGGGUCUCGAGACGACGCGCGAGACUGUUCGGUUUGAAUAAAUACUUUUGUUUUUUUUUUUUGCAAAAAAAAAACAAUUUCGCGGUUUUUCCUGGGAUGUUGAGAUGUUUUGGUGAGUUCUGAAUUUUGAUGUUUUGAGUGGGAGUAGUUAUGACGUGGCAGAAUGCCAAAAAUAUCAAAUUUCUAGGUAAAUUUUGAAUUGCAACACUUUUGAACUGAAAAUUAAAAGUUUCGAUCGAAAUAGUUUUGCGCGCUGCAACCGCGACGCACGACGCACCGCCACCAAAAAUCGAUAACAUUUCCAGGUACUCGAAUUGGCAAGUCCACCACGAGCAUCGAAUGUUGUGCGUGAAUGUGCCAAAGCGUGUAUGCAGCAAACAUAUCAGUUAAUGUUCGAAUCGUGCUGUGAACAAGGCGGACCAUCCGCCGAUUCAGUCCGUUUCUGGUUCGAUUUCCUCGAUUACAUGAUGCGAGUCAUUGAAGACGAUAAACACAUCUACACACCAGUUUUGAAUCAAUUUCCACAAGAAUUAAAUGUCGGACAAUUGUCAGCUGGAACAUUGUGGCAAAUGUAUAAAACCGAUUUGCAAUUGGCGCUCGAAGAACAUGCACAAACCAAGAAAUGUACAACUCCAGAAUAUAUGAAUCUAUAUUUCAAAGUGAAAGGAUUCUACUUCAAAUAUGUCGCCGAUAUGCCACAAUACAAACAAUCAAUUCCAGAAUUUCCAGCCUGGUUUAUUCCAUUUGUUAUGGAUUGGUUGAAUGAAAAUGACGAACAUUCCAUGGAUAUUCUAAGGAAUGCGUAUAACCGCGAUAAAUCUGACAAUUUUCCGCAGACAUCCGAACAUACAAAAUUCUCGAAUAGUGUUGUUGAUGUUUUCACACAAUUGAAUGAGGCGUUGAAAUUGUUGAAACAAAUGGAUUGCCCGAAUCCCGAAGUUGCUGCGGAUAUGAUGAAGAGAUUCAGUAAGACAUUGAAUAAGGUGCUGUUGGCGUAUGCGGAUAUGGUUCAAAAGGAUUUCCCCAAAUUUGCGCAUGAUGAACAAUUGGCUUGUAUUCUUAUGAAUAAUGUACAACAAUUGCGGUAAGAAAUUUUUUGUUUAUUGAAAAUUUUGGGCUGGAAUUAUCAAUUUCCAGCAUUUCUAACGUUUUCAGCGUGAAAUUUGAGUCUAGAAAUUUAGAUUUAAAAAUUAAGGUUUUUUCAAAUUAUUUAAAAAUUAAAAAAUUUGGCCUACAGUAUUCCUAGGCCUAAUACAGUCACCCUAAGUCUCAAAAUAAUUCCUCUUUAGAAUUUCCAACGUUUUUAGCGUGAAAUUUGAGUCUAGAAAUUUGGGUUACAGUAAUUCUAGUUUUAAUUUUUUUUAAAAACAUCUUUAAAAAUUUAAAAAUUUGAUCUACAGUAUUCCUAGGCCUAAUACAGUAACCCUAGGUUUCAAAAUAUUUAGAAAUUGGCACGAAGACCUACAGUAACCCCAGCUUUAUUUAGUCUCAAAAUUCCAGUUUAAAAAACACUGAAUUUUUCCCGGCAAAAUUUAAAAUGUUGAAAUUUGCCCUACAGUAACCCUAGGUCUCAAAAUAAUUGCUCAAUUUUUUUAAAAUUUGCGCAAUGACCUACAGUAACCCCAGCCUUAUUGGGUCUCAAAAGACUCCAAAUUUUCGCGCCCGAAUUUCAAAAAAUUCUCCAAUUUUCCAAAAUUUAAAAAUUUGGCCUACAGUAUUCCUAGGCCAAAUACAGUAACCCUAGGUUUCAAAAUAAUAGCCCAAGAAAAUUUAGAAAUUUGCGCAAAGACCUACAGUAACCCCAGCCUUAUUCGGUCUCAAAAGUCCAGUUUAAAAAGCACUGAAUUUUUACCGGCAAAAUUUAAAAUAUUUAAAAAUGUUAAAAUUUGCCCUACAUACAGUACAACAAGGUCUCAAAAUAAUGAAAAAAAAUUGGCACGAAACCUACAGUAAUCCAGAUCAUAUUUGGUAUCAAAAUACUCCAAUUUUCCAGUGUCCAACUCGAAAAAAUCUACGAAAACAUGGGCGGCGACGCAUUGGACGGAACAGCCAGUCAAGUUCUCACAAAUCUCCAAAAGAAGCUCAACUCGGUUCUCGACAAACUCUCCGGUCAAUUUGUAACAACUCUCGAACCGCACAUUCACGAGCAAACUAUGAAAUUGGGAGUUUUGCUAACCAAAAUCAAAGGACCACAAUUGCAAAAAACACAAGUUCAACCAGAAGCUGACGCAGUUCUCGAACCACUUAUGGAUCUGUUAGAAGGUUCGCUGCGAAGAUAUGCGGAUCAAUGUGAAAAAACUGUGCUGAAAUACAUAUUGAAAGAAUUGUGGAGGAUAACAAUUGUGUCAAUGGAAAAACGGGUUGUUCUACCGCCAUUGUCUGAAAAAGCGUUGCUCAAACAAUUGCCGAAUGCGAAAAUUCAGGAUGUUACCAAAUUAAUGAGUACAAAUAUUCAGAAUAUUAAAGGAAUGAGUUCAGUUAAAGAUAUGAUGGAUAUGGCGAGAGAAUGUGAGAAAUCUUUGAGCCCUAAACAAUGUACAGUAUUAGAUUGUGCUCUCGAUGCAAUUAAGGACAGUUUUCACGCAUCAGGAAAAGGACUCAAAAAAUCGUUUUUCGAAAAAUCGCCCGAAUUACAAUCACUCAAAUAUGCUCUUAGUUUGUACACUCAAACCACCGAACAACUCAUCAAAACAUUUAUUACCAGCCAAAAACAACAGGAUUUACCGAGUCAGGAACAACCUGUUGGUGAAGUUAGUGUACAAGUGGAUUUGUUUAGUCAUCCUGGGACUGGAGAGCAGAAGGUUACGGUUAAGAGUGAGUUUUUUUUUCGCAAUUUUCUAAGGGGAAGUGAUGAGUACAGUAAACAUUUUUUUAAAACUUGUCAAUUUUUAUGAAAAUUUCUUGAAACAGUGAAAUUUUUCAAAAAUGUUUAAUUAUUUAAUUUAUAUUUUUUGUUGCCACGUGGCAAAAUUUUAUUCAGAAUUUUGAUUGCCACGCGGAUUUUUAAAUAUAAUAUUCCAAAAAAUAUUAUUUUUCGAAAUUUCGGAAUUUACAAAAGAUUUCAUUGAAACAGUUGAAUUUUUCAAAAAAUCUGAAAUUUAGAUCAAAAUUGAGUGUUUAUAAAAUCGAAAAUUUUAGCGCCAAAAUCCACGUGAAAAAUCUGAAAAUUCGAUUUCCAAAAAUUGAAAAAAGUUUCAUUAUAAAAAUUUUGUACCCAAUAAAGGUCCCUAAAAUAAUAAAUCUGAUUUUUUUUUCCAAAAUCAUGAUUUCGAAUUUUUCACUGUUUCAAAAAUAUUUCAAAGAAAAAUUCAAUAUUCAAAUUUUGUUCAGUUAACGUUUUCGGUAAAAACUUUGAAAUUUUAGAAAAAUUCACUGUUUCAAAAAUUUGCCAUUUUUUUGGAGAAAAAAAUGGGCUAGUACCAAGUCAAUCAAUAUUCUGGAAAUUUCAGAAAAAUAGUUUUUUUCAACCUGAAGAAUAUACGAUUCUUGAGAAAAAAUCUGAAAUUUUCAGCCAAAAAUAUUAGAUUUGAAAAAUAAUUUAGAAAUAAAUAACCUUUUUUUUCAAAUAAAAAAUAACCGGCAGCUCAAUUUUGGGUCCUGAAUUCAUUUUUUUCAAAUUUCCCAGCCAAAAACCUUCCACCACCCCUAUAAACCAUCUGAAACCUCCCAAAUUUUCAGUCCUUGCCGCAAAUGAUCUCCGCUGGCAAACAUCUUCCGCAUUCAAACCAUUCGUCGAAGUUCAUCUCGUUGGUCCACAUUUGUCAGACAAAAAGCGAAAAAUGGCGACGAAAAGCAAAACUGGAAAUUGGGCUCCGAAAUUCAAUGAAACUUUCCAUUUGUGAGUUUUUUUCUGGGGUUUUUUGUUAGGGAAGAUGAUUGCAAUAGAUAAAUUAAUUUAGAAAAAUUGAUAUGGUAUUUUUGAAACGUAUUUUUCACGGUGCAAAAGUGGAGUGUCGUAAUUUUUUUUUCCAAGAAAAAAGUAGCUGAAUAAAAGUUGCCAAAAAUUUUCUAGUUUUCAAAAUUCCACGUGUUUUUCUGAAAAUCGAAAAAGAGUUAAUAUUUUUCAUACAAAAAAAUCACUGUUUCAAAAUUAUAUGAGUUUAUUUUCAAACAAAUUUCGCGUUUUUUCUAUCCCUCCAUAAAAAAUGAGUUAUGACGUGGCAAAAUUCAAUUUUUCUAACUCAUGAAUUCAAAAUCCACCUUUUUACAGCUUCCUCGGAAAUGAAGGUGAACCCGAACACUACGAGCUCAUGUUCCAAGUCAAAGAUUAUUGUUUCGCCCGCGAAGAUCGAAUUGUCGGAGUUGGUGUUUUGCAAUUGGCGAAUGUUGUUGAUCAAGCUGGUUCUUGUGCAAUGUGGGUUCAAUUGGGAACUCGUCUACAUAUUGAUGAAACUGGUUUGAUUCUGUUGAGAAUUUUGUCGCAAAGGCAAACUGAUGAGGUGAGCGAUUUUUUGGGGAUUCUGAUUGUGAUAAAAAAUUUGGAAAAUUCAAUUUUUGUACUUUUUUUGAGGUGUUCAAAUUUUGAAACAGUAAAAAAUUUUUUUCGGAAAUUUUGAACAUUUGAAAAUUGUUGUUGUUUCCUUUCCAAAUAUUUACAAUUUUGAAACUGAACAUUUUACACAACAAAAAUUUACCCGAAAAAAAUAGGUUUCAAAAUUUUCUGAAAAUUUGCCAAUUCGAUUGAAAAUUUAAUUAAAGGAUAAAAGUCUUUCUUACAAAAAUGGCGCCAAAAACGUGGAGUAGUUGAAACUGAAAACUUUCCUCGUCAAAAUCCACGUGGAAAUUUGAAACUUAAAUAAUUUUGGCACAUUUGUUGUUCAAAAUUGAAUUUUUUUCAGGUUGCCAAAGAUUUUGUGCGUCUAAAAACGGAAUGUCGACACGAAACUGAAACUGUGAUGGCCGCAUCUGCGAGUAGUCAAAAUAUUGCCAGAUAA